Molecule: messenger RNA, 770 nt
Organism: Haemonchus placei
Lineage: Eukaryota; Metazoa; Nematoda; Chromadorea; Rhabditida; Trichostrongylidae
Source: the annotation of a GenBank genome assembly
CUGCUCGUCGUGCCAAUAUCAAUGGUCUAGCAAUGCACUUGUCAUCAGUCUUCAAUCAUCGAUUUCGUUUUGGCUCCACCCAUCCUUACCAUCAUAAGUGUAUGUUCCUGUUGAGUCGCUUUUUGGAGACAAAUUCUCAAGGCUUCUAUGGAUAUGGCAUUGUAUGGGAUCUGAUCACUGGAAAAGGUUGGACAGAAUCACCAAAUUUUCCCGUGGUCACUUAUUGUGAUAUGGAGAUACGUAUCCUUGGACAUGUCCAACGUCAUACUGUACAGUGUGUCCUGGUGAUUAAUAUUUUUACUGAGAAGAUAUUUCUUCUUCUCUGGCUCUGGUACACCUUAUUGGCCGUGAUCUCGUUUGGAAGCAUAAUGUCAUGGAUUUUUUCGUCAUUACCAUUCGAUCAACGUAAAAAGUUUAUAGCACGGCGAUUAGAACUUGCUGAUGUGAGUUUCAAACGGCGCAAUUUCACCGUCGAACUGGAUGAGUUCGUUCGCGAUUUCGUAAAAAUGGACGGCGUGUUCGUGCUGCGAAUGAUCACCAUUCAUUCGGGCGUUCUGAUCUGUACCGAAGUGGUGGACACGAUGUGGGAUCAGUUCCUCGCUGAACAAGCUGAGAAGGAUGAAUACAAAGGCGAUCGUGCUCCGUCAGCCGGUGCUGUCUCCCUAGACGUCCCACUUCGACGGAAGACUUCGGUAUUAGUGCCGUUGAUGUCACGAGAGGAUCUCACCCAAAUGUCCGAUCACUUGCUGCGACCGCCCAGCCGAAUGUGA